This is a messenger RNA of Mesocestoides corti, 3024 nucleotides long. The record is from the annotation of a GenBank genome assembly. Lineage: Eukaryota; Metazoa; Platyhelminthes; Cestoda; Cyclophyllidea; Mesocestoididae.
UCCUGCGGGGCAGGUGACAUACCUCCGUACGUAUCAAAGGAGAAGUACACCGCUCUCGCCGAUGAGAUAAGGAUGUGGGAGGACGAUUUGCGACACAUGUUGCACCGACAACCUUCAUCCUGCCCACUAGUUAACGCACAUGACGAUGCAUCUGAAGCUACUUCCACAAAGAAGUGCGGCCGAGAAAGCCUCGAGGCUCUUACACCUGCCUACGUUUCAUCCUUGCGUAAGUUUUGGGAGGGCCUCAUGACUAAGGAAUCUACACCCCCUGUUCCCGAUCGGAAGCCACUCAGAGUGGUUCAGGCUGUUUCCUCGUCUCCAACAGUGCCAGAAUCCCUCGUUCCAACCGAGGUCUCAGUUAUUGACGAAAAUGCACAAAUUGAUUCAUCGUCCGUGGAAAAUCCUGAACUUCCCCCACCCCCCGCGGCCCUCAUCGAUGAAAACUCUAAUGACGCUGACACUGAUUUGCCUCCGCCCCCUUCCCUUUCUUGCUCGACAGAAAACGUUCUCUCGAAAUCUGCUGAUUUUACCGAGUCCCCUGACUCGCCACAUCGCGAAAUUUACCUUCCCGAGUGUCCCAGUACCACUCAGCCAGUGUCGCACCGGUACUACAGUCGACCACGAAUGGGCGCCAGUGGCCACGGCGUCCUGCGCAACUGGCCCAACUCGAGUAAUCUCAACCACAUUCCCGCCUCACCGUCACCACCACUGCCGCGUCAACGCUCCGUCACCUUUGAGCCAAAACGCGGCUGUGCCCCCGGCGACACCGAGACCGACACAGACGUCUACGAGGCCCUGGACGGCGGGGAGUCCCCGCAGCAAACACAAUCCAACCGGUAUAAAGACAUUGACGGGAAGUCCAUUAAACUGCGCUAUCACAAUUUGCACGGGGGGGGCAAACUUUACGAGCAAAGCAGCCUCUUAUUGUCUUUGUUCUUCUUAUUUUGUGGUACGUUCUCAUCUUGUUUCGUGGUAGAAUCAUUUGGCAUUCUUGAGAGCGCUGCUCGCCUGGCGAAUUCAGCGGACCGUCUCAAUCGACAUCAACGCGCCUCCGUGACACCCCCGUUUGCGGAUAGCGCAAACGUCAGCAGCGACAGCAGCAGCAGCAGCGAGUUGCCAUUUUCGGACGACGAGGGCGGCCUGUUUAGCGACGGCGGGAUCAACUCCGAGCCCCAAGGACCCACAGGAAGGUUGUCUUCAAGAAGUCGAAGGUCCUCAACCUGCGCGGACGGUCUGCGUCGUAUUAGCAGAGAGGCCUCCGCUCUCCUCGACUUCGAGUGCCCUCAGACGCCCACUAAGAAAGCCAACCGAGUCUCCCGAGGCAGCGUUGAACUUGCGUCGGAGGCUGCAGCUGUGCGUCGCCUGGAGCGCAUCAAAGAGCUCUCCGAUUUGAUUGACCAAGAAAAGACAUUGAUCAUGGAAUUGAGCAGCAGUCUCACCGAGCUGCACUCUAAGAGGUCGAACAGUAAGCCAGAGAGAUCUGCCUCCGCGAGCACUCCGUCUGCACCAGGGGGCGAAGCCGGUCUUGUGGAAUUGAAUCAAAACUUUCUGUUGGCUUCCGCCGUGACUCGGUGUCGAUUAGUACGCUUUUUUUCCCUGGAACUGCACACAGGUCAGCGUCGUCAGGCUCUGAUGGAGGAGCUCACACUGCUCCACAAGGGUUCGCCCGUCCUGGUCCCGCCGAUGCGCGGCGAGCCUCUGCGUGCCCGCCUCCAGCUCCACUCGGUUCGCGUGGCCCUCAAACCCGAGCCGCCACUGGCCCCGACCCCCUCGAUACCUGGUGGGUACGUGCUCAUCGGAAUGGGAAAAUCGGGUGUCUCCGCGACGCCCUACGACUCCGUCCCCUCUCCCAUUGACGGGGGCCCUCCAGUCAAGUUCCACAUCCUCGCUAUCCUCAGGUGCCUUGGUGAAGGACGGAUUUACCACACGCAGACGGCGACGCUAAUGCGCGUUGCCGACCUACCCUCCGGGUCUGCACGCCCAACGCCCUUCAUUGAUCUUCUCGCCGAUAUCGAUAUCGUUCCCCUUAGACCGGAUUUCGUAAUCUCAAUCGAGUUGUACUGCCUAAAGACUGGUGGAGCAACCGACAAACACGUCUCUCGAUCGUCCGUGACCAAGAAAUCCCAAACACCUACCUUCGCUGAUUCACCCGUAGCGUCUACAAAGAAAUGUGGUGGAUUCCACUUGCCCUUCACCUUCUCCACUCUAAAGAGAAAGAAAUACAACAUUUCGAGUCACGCGCUCGCCAACGACCCCUCAGCCGCUUUUGCUCUGCUUUCGUCCGUGAGUCUGAAGCACCACGAUGAUCUCCUGUUUGGCCGUCUUCCCCUUUCUAACCGGAGAAGUGACGGCGCCGGUGAAACGCCCCCCACUGGAAUGCCUCUUUUCCUCGAGGGCCUCCCCAGAUCCUCUCCUCUUGCCGGUCCGCUGGGUUUGAACCAGGUGUCUGUACGACUUCAGUCGUCCGUUCUCAAACGCGGUUUCCUGACGGUGUUCGAUGAGUCUGGCGGGAUGGGCGUGUGGACUCGUUGUUGGUGCAAAUUGCUGGCAGACCAGCUGAUCUACUGGCGGUACCCCGAGGACGAGGACGCCGUGGGUGUCGCGCCAAUCGGGCGCGUGGAUUUGCGCCACGUCGUUGCGCCCUGGGCAGUGGAGGCGCCGCGGAAGAUCUGCGUUCGUGCCAACACGAUCUACAUGCGCUCGCUCAUAGCCGUCAACCCGAAGUGGUUGCUGGACGGUGAAAAGUCCUCCGCCAGCAGCAUUCUCCUCCACGCCUCCUCCGACUACAAAUGGCUCGAACAGAGGCAUUUGAUAUGUGCGGACACGUGGAGCGAAAUGGAGUCGUGGUUGAAACUAAUCAACAAGUCCCUCGAGGUCAUCCAGCGUUGGAUGCCCGAGCACUUCGCCUGUCUCGCCCGCUACGAUUCCAAAUUGGUCUUCAGUGAACUCGUCUCGGCCAACGUCGCUUCCCGUCUGAAACUGCAAGCCAACUCUUCAAACCAGACCUCCGACUCACCACCCUAG